Penicillium olsonii is the source of this 2148-nucleotide messenger RNA. The record is from the annotation of a GenBank genome assembly. NCBI's taxonomy places the organism in Eukaryota, Fungi, Ascomycota, Eurotiomycetes, Eurotiales, Aspergillaceae.
AUGAGGGCCACUCCGUUGCUCAUCUCAUGGCACAAUGACAACGCCCCUAUCUACUCGGUUCAUUUUGACCCCAAUGGCAAAGGCAGACUCGCUACUGCCGGAAAUGACAACAACGUCCGACUCUGGAAAGUCGAAUCGACCGGGGAGGAACGGAAGGUGACAUAUCUGAGCACACUCAUUAAGCAUACACAAGCCGUCAAUGUGGUGCGAUUUAGCCCGAAAGGUGAGAUGCUGGCGUCUGCCGGAGACGAUGGAAAUGUCUUGCUCUGGGUGCCCUCGGAGCUGCAGACACAAGCUGGGCUGGGCGAAGAUCGCUCGGACGACAAAGAGACAUGGCGAGUGAAGCAUAUGUGUCGUUCGUCUGGCGCUGAGAUCUACGACCUGGCUUGGUCCCCCGAUGGUGUUUUUAUCAUCACCGGGAGCAUGGACAACAUCGCCCGGAUCUAUAAUGCUCAAACUGGACAAAUGGUACGUCAAAUUGCAGAGCAUUCCCAUUACGUCCAAGGCGUAGCAUGGGACCCGUUGAAUGAGUUCGUCGCCACUCAGUCAUCCGAUCGAUCUGUUCAUAUCUACACAUUGAAAAACAAAGAUGGGCAAUUCACAUUGACACCACACGGUAAGGUGCUGAAGAUGGACCUGCCCGCAAAACGUGUCUCUAGUAGUCCCGCGCCCCCGGACGUGACCAGUCGUCCUCAACCGGGCAGUACUGGUGCUCUCGCGAUUGCCUCGCCUGCACCUUCAACCCCAGGCACCCCAAUGGCUUCUAAUCUACCUAUGGAUCCUCCUCCCGUCUCACAUAGCCGGCGCUCCUCGUUUGGCUCAUCGCCCUCAAUACGGCGCUCUGCAUCGCCUGCUCCCUCUUUGCCCUUACCCGCUGUCAAACCAUUGGAAGUCUCAUCUCCUAGUCUACAUGGUGGCGUGGGGGUCAAGAAUGCUAACAUAUACGCCAAUGAGACAUUUACCUCAUUCUUCCGGCGACUGACAUUCGCCCCCGAUGGAAGCCUGCUGUUCACCCCAGCCGGCCAGUACAAGACCACUCACGUUUCGGCGACGGAUUCUACGAAAACUACAGACGAAGUGAUCAACACAGUCUACGUCUACACGCGAGCUGGUUUCAACAAGCCCCCAAUUUCCCAUCUUCCGGGGCACAAGAAGCCAUCUGUGGCCGUCAGAUGCUCCCCGGUAUUCUACAAGCUCAAACAAAACGACCAACCUGCGAAGAAUAUCACACUCGAUACCUCCUCAGGCGAAGAGAUGUUCCCACCACUCCCAGACUCCGUUGUACCGGCGCCCCCUUCGUUCACAAGCCAACCCCAAAUGGUACCUCCGUCAACAACGUCGACCGAGGCACCAAAGCCGCAGGCCGCCCCCAAGACUGCCGAUAACAACAGCAGCGAGGCAAGCCCUGCGCCAGUAUUCGCCCUCCCAUAUCGCGUUGUAUAUGCAGUGGCCACCCAAGAUGCCGUCCUGGUGUAUGAUACACAACAACAAACUCCGUUGUGUGUUGUGAGCAACCUACACUUUGCAACAUUCACAGAUCUAACCUGGUCUGUCGAUGGUUUGACACUGUUGAUGAGUUCUUCAGAUGGCUUUUGCUCUACCCUCUCCUUCGCCCCCGGGGAACUGGGUCAGCCACAUACCGGUCCCGUCUCUAUGAGCCAGAGCACUGCAAAUGCAAGCACUCCUGCUUCAAACACUACAUCCUUACCAACCUCGACACAUGUUUCACCCCCAGUCAAGACGACCCCUGCGUCCACAGCCCCUACCGGUCCCGUGCCGCCAGCAAGUCCUGCGCGCUCCAACUCCGCCUGCUCGGUGGCAACACAAUCUCCCGCGCAGCAGGCACCAGCUAAUGUUGUUAACAACCCAACUCCCACUCUCGGGACCGUUCCAUCCGUAACGGCGGCACACUCCGCGCAGCCGGCAACACACCCCCUCCCUCUUACAACCCCGCCUCAAACACCAGUCUCCAGCACCCCACAGGCUUCCACGACGUCCAGCAGUGUGCUGGGGAAGCGGGGGGAGAUUGAACCAGAGGGCAACAAGGAUAUUGCGCCAAAUGCGGCUCAGCAGCCCAAGAAACGCCGUGUUGCGCCAACUCUCAUUUCGUCAAGCACUAAUCCCCCAUCCGAGAACACCAAGUCUUGA